Messenger RNA from Oryzias melastigma (Indian medaka), 1672 nucleotides. It is a transcript of the gene nansa, whose product is annotated as N-acetylneuraminic acid synthase a. Gene Ontology annotation, molecular function: N-acylneuraminate-9-phosphate synthase activity. The coding region runs from base 156 to 1235 and encodes 359 amino acids. The transcript has 6 exons. Lineage: Eukaryota; Metazoa; Chordata; Actinopteri; Beloniformes; Adrianichthyidae. Gene Ontology annotation, biological process: carbohydrate biosynthetic process. The record is from RefSeq and is a predicted model, not a curated record.
AACACGUUUCAAAGGCGGAAGUCUUCUCUGGUGUGAAGGUGCAACCCGGAAUUAGCUCGUUGGACCGUUUUUCUGACGUCAGCUCACCGCUGCCGUUCUGCUCACACGGUCACUCCGGGUUUGCUCGUGGUUGUCUAGUUUUGACUGUCUGCACGAUGGCGUCUACCUUUGAGCUCUGUCCCGGCCGGAUGAUCGGCGGGAACCAUCCGUGUUUCAUCAUCGCUGAAAUCGGUCAGAAUCACCAGGGGGACAUUGAAAUUGCCAAGAAAAUGAUUAAAGUCGCGAAGGACUCGGGGGCAGAUUGUGCUAAAUUCCAGAAGAGCGAGUUGGAGUACAAGUUCAACAAACGAGCGUUGGAACGGCCAUACAACUCCAAAAACUCCUGGGGAAAAACCUAUGGCGAACACAAGCGCCACCUGGAGUUCAGCCAUGAGCAGUACCGGGAGCUGCAGAGAUACGCAGCAGACGUGGGGAUCUCCUUCACGGCCUCAGGCAUGGAUGAGAUGGCGGUGGAGUUUCUCCAUGAAAUCAACGUGCCUUUCUUUAAAGUGGGUUCUGGAGACACCAACAACUUUCCUUACCUGGAAAAAACGGCUAAGAAAGGUCGUCCCAUGGUGGUGUCCAGUGGGAUGCAGUCCAUGGAGACCAUGCGUCGUGUCUACAGGACCGUGAAGGAACACAACCCAAACUUUGCCAUCCUUCAGUGCACCAGUGCCUACCCUUUGGAGGCUGAAGACGUCAACCUCCGAGUGAUCACUGAAUACCAGAAGGAGUUUCCUGAUAUUCCUAUUGGCUACUCCGGCCAUGAGUCUGGAAUCAACAUUUCGGUGGCAGCUGUAGCUCUUGGAGCAAAGGUCCUUGAGCGUCAUAUAACUUUGGACAAAACUUGGAAAGGAAGUGACCAUGAGGCCUCGCUGGACCCCUCUGAGCUGGCUGAGCUGGUUCGUUCAGUCCGGUUAGUGGAGAGGGCGCUGGGAACCGGCAUCAAGCGGAUGCUCCCCUGUGAGAAGGCCUGCCACGAUAAGUUGGGAAAGUCGGUGGUGGCCAAAGUCAGGAUCCCCAAAGGAUCGGUGCUGACUCUGGACAUGCUGGCGGUGAAGGUGGCUGAGCCCAUGGGCUUCCCAGCUGAAGACAUCUUCCAGCUGGUUGGAAACAAAGUGAAGGAGGACAUAGAAGAGGAUGAGAGCAUCACGUCUGAACUGGUGGACAACUACGGCAAGAAGGCCAAGUGCUGAGAGCUGAGAUUUGAUCUGUAAAGGCAGAAGAUCUCAUUGAUACACUGAAUUGGGGUGAUUGAACAGGUGUGGUAGAGGGUUCAUGUAAUUGGACAAAGAGACGUGGUUGUUCUGCUUCACAUCUUCAUGUAUUUCUAAUUUCAAACGUGUCCUUUAAUGCUUUGAUUUCUCAUGACUGGUUUCCUCUUUGAUCUUUAUCAGUCCAGCACUGAAUGCACUGAUAAUUCCUCCCGUUUACCUCAUGCAGCAGAACGGACAACCGUUAGGAUAAAACGAGUGAUGUCAUUUAAGGAGGAACUAAGUGAGAGUCCUUUUCAUGAAGACCUGUGUUUGGUGUCAUGUGUGUUUGGAAGGAGGGAACAUGUUCAUGUUCAUCUGGGGUUUGAAAUCUUCUGGGGAAAAAAUAAACUUUCAAUAAAGAUUUUUGCAAAAUUUGA